AAACUGCAGCUGCUAAAAGCUCGACAACUCAAACCAAAAUAGCGAAACAGAAAUGUCUCUGAAAUUCAAUCCCAUCACUUAUCAAUCUCACAAACUCCCUUCAUUUGCUCUUCCUCCAAUGGCCAACCUCCGAUCUCCCAAGUUCUUCAUGGCCUCCACUCUUCGUUCGGGCUACAAAGAGGUUGACAAUCCCAAAAAGCCUUUCAUGCCGCCUAGGGAGGUGCAUGUUCAGGUCACACACUCGAUGCCGCCUCAGAAGAUUGAGAUCUUCAAAUCUUUGGAGGACUGGGCUGAGAACAACAUUCUAACAUACCUCAAACCGGUUGAGAAAUGCUGGCAACCCCAUGAUUUUCUUCCGGAUCCUGCGUCGGAUGGAUUUUAUGAGCAAGUCAAAGAACUUAGGGAAAGGGCAAAGGAGAUUCCGGAUGACUACUUUGUUGUUUUGGUUGGUGAUAUGAUCACGGAGGAAGCUCUUCCAACUUACCAAACCAUGCUUAAUACCUUAGAUGGAGUUCUUGACGAAACAGGUGCUAGCCUUACUUCUUGGGCGAUAUGGACACGGGCAUGGACGGCUGAAGAAAACAGGCAUGGCGAUCUACUUAAUAAGUAUCUCUACUUGUCUGGAAGAGUUGACAUGAGGCAAAUUGAGAAGACAGUCCAGUAUUUGAUUGGAUCAGGGAUGGAUCCACGUACGGAGAACAAUCCAUAUCUUGGAUUCAUCUACACGUCAUUCCAAGAAAGAGCAACAUUCAUCUCCCAUGGGAAUACAGCCCGACACGCAAAGGAGCUUGGUGACAUUAAGUUGGCUCAAAUAUGUGGUAACAUUGCCUCAGACGAAAAGCGCCACGAGACUGCGUAUACUAAAAUCGUUGAAAAGCUCUUUGAGAUCGAUCCUGAUGGAACGGUCUUGGCAUUUGCUGACAUGAUGAGGAAGAAAAUCUCCAUGCCAGCACACUUGAUGUAUGAUGGCCGAGACGACAACCUUUUCGAUAAUUUCUCAGCCGUUGCACAAAAACUCGGGGUUUACACUGCCAGAGACUAUGCUGAUAUACUAGAGUUCCUGGUGAACAAAUGGAGGGUGAUGGAGAUAACUGGACUUUCAGCUGAGGGUCGUAAAGCUCAGGAUUAUGUGUGUGGACUUGCUCCGAGAAUCCGAAGGCUGGAAGAGAGAGCUCAAGGAAGGGCCAAGCAAGCACCCAAGGUUCCAUUCAGCUGGAUAUUUGACAGAGAAGUUCAGCUCUAAGCCUCGAGUUUGAUGAACUUGAAAAAUAGCGAUUUCAAUUUCCUGCAACAGAGUUAGAAAGGAACAAGGUGAAGCUAUUGCAUUUUUCUCUUUAAAUUCCCCGUAUAAUGUUUGCCUGAACAAUUUUCACUCAGUCGAAUUCAAGUUAAAGUUUUCAACUACAUAA
Molecule: messenger RNA, 1409 nt
Organism: Hibiscus syriacus
Lineage: Eukaryota; Viridiplantae; Streptophyta; Magnoliopsida; Malvales; Malvaceae
Product: stearoyl-[acyl-carrier-protein] 9-desaturase, chloroplastic-like
Exons: 3
Coding region: 53-1243 (396 amino acids)
Biological process (GO): fatty acid metabolic process; defense response
Cellular component (GO): chloroplast stroma
Molecular function (GO): stearoyl-[ACP] desaturase activity; stearoyl-CoA 9-desaturase activity
Source: RefSeq, a predicted model, not a curated record